This is a messenger RNA of Dentiscutata heterogama, 1386 nucleotides long. Lineage: Eukaryota; Fungi; Glomeromycota; Glomeromycetes; Diversisporales; Gigasporaceae. The record is from the annotation of a GenBank genome assembly.
AUGAAUGAAGAAUGUGAAACAGUACCAUCACAAAAAGGUGGCAUUAAAAUUAAAGUUGAUGGAUAUCUUAUGACAAAAGAGAAGAAUUGUAAAAAUACCUACUAUUGGUGUUGCGACCAAAAAAAAUUCAACGGGUGUACGGGUCGAGCUGUAACACAAUUACGAAAUAAUAAACAUUAUCUUAAAAGUUUCUCCAAACACAAGCAUGCUCCACAAGCGCAUAAGCCCGAAGUUGCCAAAGUUGUACAUCAAAUUAAACAACAAGCUAAAGUAUCAAGAGAUAAACCUGUCAAGAUAAUUCAAGAUAAUAUUAUUAGUACGCCUGAGGAAGUUCGCCCAUAUCUUCCAUCAGUGAACUCUUUGUGUAAAACCAUUAAUCGUGUUAGACAAUCCAAAUUGCCACCCCAACCACGAAAUAUUAUGGAGCUUAAUCUUCCAGAAUCCCUUCGACUUACAUUGAAUGGUAACCCUUUUUUGAUCAAGGAUCAAUUAGUUGGUCAAAAUCGAAUACUUAUAUACACUACGGUUGAAAAUAUUCGAUAUCUAUCUCGGGCAUCUUUCUGGAUUAUGGACGGUACCUUUGACACAGUACCCACGAUAUUUCGUCAGCUCUACACUAUUCACGCACCUGUUGGUGCUGCAGAUAAUUUUCGCAUUCUCCCCCGCGUGUAUUCACUAAUGACGCAUAAAUCUGAGGAGCAAUAUAUUUGGUUAUUUGAGAGUUUAAUUGACUUCGCAGAUGAAAAUGGAAUUGAAUUAAACCCACCAAGAAUUAUAACUGACUUCGAGAUAGCAGCCAUAAACGCAUCACAAUAUAUAUUCCCUGAAGUCAUCAAUAAAUCAUGUCAAUAUGGAAACGAUCUUCAUUUUAGUAACAAGAUACGAUGCUUAUUUGCAUUGGCCUUUCUACCACCUCACGAAAUUCCAUCAGCAUUUAAUAUUUUGAAACCACACUUGCCUCAAGAAGCACAUAAACUGGUUCUAUGGUUUGAGGAAACGUACGUACUUGGUGAAAUCAGGCGAGAAACAAGGGGUGGUCAUGAAAUUCGUGGUUCACCUCUUUUCCCACCUAAAUUAUGGUCAGUACAUGAUUCAGUCGAUUUAGGCAUUCCGAGAACCCAAAACGCCGUUGAAGGAUGGCACAACCGUUGGGCAACGUUGGUUGGCGGAUCUCGUGUAAGUGUUUUUUCAAUAGUUCAGAAAAUGCAAAGGGAACAAUUAUUGGUUGAGUCCCAAAUUGAAUGUACUUUUUAUGGUGAAUCUCGUCCUAAGCAAAAAUGGAGUUUGGUCGAAAGAGAGAGAAGGAUAAUGACCAUCGUCAAUGAUCGGAAUAACCGCUUAUUAAUAGAUUUUUUGGAAGCGAUUGCGCAUAAUCUUUUUAUCUAA